Plasmodium gonderi is the source of this 1062-nucleotide messenger RNA. RefSeq names its product variable surface protein. The transcript is spliced from 3 exons. Bases 1 to 1062 code for a protein of 353 amino acids. NCBI's taxonomy places the organism in Eukaryota, Apicomplexa, Aconoidasida, Haemosporida, Plasmodiidae. The record is from RefSeq and is a predicted model, not a curated record.
AUGCGAAACCAAUUUUUAUUCUUAUAUUUAUGCAUUUAUUUUAGUAUCCUAUUAUAUUACACAUUAGAAGAUUAUAUAUUUUAUAAAGAAAUAUUCGAUACAACAUUUGGAACUGAAGUAAAUACAGAUGACAUUAAGAUAUUUCUGAGCCCCAAAUAUAGAUCUAUUGAAAGCGCUAUACGGAAUAGAUUUAUUGAUGGUUGUAAAAGGAUAAAAUUAUAUUUUGAGUAUUUUAAAAAAAAAGAUUCAUGUAAUAACUCGGAAUGCUGCAAUUUUAUUAAUUAUUGGAUAAACAAAAAAUUUAGAGAAUUAAUAAGUAAUGAUUUUAAUACAAAGUGGUACUUAUUUCGAUAUUUCUUGGAAUAUGUUCAUUAUAAUAAUAAUGACGAUAAAUAUAACAGAUGUAUACACGAUAUCAAAUAUAUGGAUAAUGAUUUAUUUAAUAAAGUGAAUAAAUUAUAUAAUUGUUAUGAAUUUUAUGAUGGUCUUAUUUAUUCUAUUGAAAUAAAUAUUGAGAAAGAAACAUUAUGUGGUUAUUUUAAUAAUUUGAUUAAGGAAUAUAACGAAAUAAUACAGGAUUAUAAUGUAAAAGAUGAUACCAUUUUGGUUAAAGAGUUAAAUAACAUUAGAUGCUUAAUUGAAAAUGUUGAUUGGAAAUCCACUGAUGAUUGCAUGGAUGAGUUACCAAGGUUAUCUAAUAAUUAUGAUUCUAAUGAUUAUGAUGACACAUGCAAAUCGUUAAAAGAAGAAGGUUAUAUACAAAGAUAUUCUAGGCGUUUCGUUGUAGAUUUUCUACCUCCUUCCCCUGAUACUAAUACUAGCAUAAUAGCUAUAAUAAGAACAUUAUUUAUCAGUAUUAUUGUAGGAGUAAUUGUUUUGGGUCUCUAUAAGUUUAGACUGUUCAGAAUGUAUUUAUACCCCAUUAUAUUAAGAAUGAGAAAGAUGUUAACGAAUACAUAUGAUGAAUCAUACGAGCAACAUAUUAGUGAAUAUGAUAAUAAUACUAUGGAUUUAGAAGAAAAAAAGUAUAACAUUAUAUAUAUUUCUGGGAGCAAAUACUAA